Molecule: messenger RNA, 1003 nt
Organism: Triticum urartu
Lineage: Eukaryota; Viridiplantae; Streptophyta; Magnoliopsida; Poales; Poaceae
Source: RefSeq, a predicted model, not a curated record
GAAGAGGCGGACGGAAAGGGGACGGUGAGGUGACAUAGAUAUACACCCCCCCGGCCCCCGCCGUCGGUGACCUGCCUCCUGUCCAGCCUAUAAGUAGGCGGCCAUGCGCUAGCUGCGACAGACGAGAGAGAGAGAGAGAGAGAGAGAGAGAGAGGGGCACACCCACACCCACACCCACACAAGAAGGGAAGCGACUGAGCAUCCAAGGUAAGGUCGUUGUUGGUUGCAAUGGCCGGCUGCGGAGGCAAGGAUGGCCUGUACGCCGUGCUCGGCGUCUCCAGCGACUGCUCCGACGCAGAGCUGCGCAGCGCCUAGAGGAAGCUCUCCAUGGUCCGUCCCUCCUCUGCUCUUAAAUGGCACCCGGACAAAUGCGGCUCCGGCGGCGUGGAGGCGGAGGCCGCCAAAGCCAGGUUCCACAAGAUCCAGGCAGCAUAGGCAGUUCUGUCGGACCCCAACAAGCGUAUCCUCUACGACGUUGGUGCCUACGACAGCGGACGGCGACGAUGAGGGUGCAGGAGACAUACUGGGAGACAUCCUGGAGGCCAUGAACCACACACCCCCACACCAGGAAGACGGCGAGGGCGAGAGCUCGGAGGAUCUGCACAAGCAGUUCGAGGAGCUCUUCCUCAAGCCCGACGCAGCCUACUCCUCCUCCUCCUCCUCCUCCUCCAAGACAAGGGCCGCCGGCAGGAAGUAGGCUCCCAAGAUGAAUGAAUCAUCUUCAUGCGUGGUCGUGGAGAUUUCAUCCGUCAUGCUAGGCUAUUGCUAGCUAUCCACGGAGAAUGACCCAAAUUAAUGUUGAAUGUUCAGCUAGAGUAGCAUAAUACGUAUAGCCUAGUAGUCACUAAAUGAAAAAUUUAUUUAGGCGUCAUGCAUCCACACCUGCCUAGACUAUGAUUUUCCACCUAGCUUGUGAUUGUGAUUUCUAAUACGACUAUGCGUGAAUUCAAUAACAUUUGUGACAUCUUUCCAAAAGAAUAAGUACUACGUACUCUAUAAGCAA